AGCGGGGCGACCGCUCUAAGCUGUGAGCGCUCAUUUCUCUCCUCAACCUGCGCGCCUUUUACUGUUGGCAUAAAAACUUUGAAGAGGUGAGAGCCGAAACGUCAAACGCCGACAAAUCACCGUCGACAGCGCGCAUCAACAGAGAAAAAAGGGGGGAAAGAAAAUAAGCAGCAAGUCCGAGAAAAAGCGGUGGAGCCGGGAGAAAGAGGGAGCUAUGCCAUCUCCCGCCGAGCAGAGCCCAGUCCUCCUCUGUUGUGUGUCGGAGCUGCAGCAUGGUGUCUCUCUCUGGACUCUGGACCUACUGCCUCGCCCCCGGGAGACCUCAUCUCCUCUUCCUCUCCGCCAGACCGCUCCUGCUGCUGCUUUUAUUAGCCGUUUUCUCCUCCCCCGAGUCCUGUUUCCCGCACCCUCAGACUUGCCACAUUCUCGCCCGGAUAGGACACACCGUGCGCCUCGGUGCGCUCUUGCCGACCCGCCAGCCGGCACGGAUACAAAACGCGCUCAACCGCGCCCUGGCUAGCCUCCGGCACCAGGGUGGAGGGGCAGACUCCUCCACGACUGCCUCCCAAACACCCCCUCUGCUGCCCUACAACCUGAGCCUGGAGAUGGUGGCUCGAUCGCCCGCGGGAGGCGACCCGGAGUCGUUGUCCCAUAGCACCUGCCAGGACCUGGUGGUCAGGGGGGUGUCCGCCGUGCUCGCCUUCCCCCGCUCCAGAGAGGAGCUCAUCCAGGUGGAGUUCCUCUCCUCUUUCUUGGAGAUCCCCUUCAUCUCCAUCCUGGAGGACACAGAACCUCUUGUGACUAAGAACCAAUUCCACCUGAUGAUGUCGGCCCGUGUGCCUCCAUCAACCCUGGGCAGCCUGCUGCUGACGGUCCUGCAGGGGAGAGAAGGGGACAGGGACCGAGGAAGCCGGGGGGAGAGCAGCUGGGGAGGAGCCGCUGUGGUCUGCCCGGGGUGGGAGGAAGGGGGUGAAGGUUUGCUGUCUCACCUGCAGACACACAGCGGUUCUAACUGGCAUUUGUGGGACAUCAUCAACCUGACCCUCAUCUCUGGAGGUGAGGAUAGAAGGGUGGAGACCAGGGAGGAGAAGAAGGAGGAUCAGAGGGAAGAGGAGGCUUUGAAGAUCCUCUCCAGCCGUUUCCUGCGCUCCCCCUCUCCUAUCUCCUCCGUCCUCCUGCUGGGAUCUGACCCUGAGUGUCUCUCCUCCGUCCUGCGGGCUGCUCAGCGCCUUGCUCCAUCACUACCAGCACUGCAGUGGAUCAUGGGAUAUCCUUUGUCUCCAGAUUCGCUCCACACUCUAGGAGGUCCCCUUGGACUGUUAGCCUAUGGGGAGGUGGGCCGCAAGCCAAUCAGCUUCUACAUCCGGGAUGCUCUGCAGUUGAUUGGCCGUGCGGUCACUGCGGCGACCAUGGUGAGGCCGGACCUGGCGCUGAUUCAGAACGUGGUGAACUGUUACGACAAACCAAACCAACAAGAGCUGCCCUCUUCAGGACAAUAUCUGGCCAGGUUUCUAUCCAACACUUCCUUUACUGGGGCCACGGGCCUGAUCCAGGUGGAUGCUGGACUCUCUCGUGUCCUCUCCUCCCAGCUGUUCCACGUGUGGAGCCUGAAGAGGGGCGCUCUUGGCCAGCCGGCCUGGGUGACCGUAGGCCAGUGGACCCGAGGCAGGCUAGAGCUAGAAAGGGGGAUCUUGGGACUGGUGGGAGGGUUCGGGAGCAGCCAGGGCAAAGGUCUUGGAGCUGGGGUGAGGGGAGGAGACGGCCAAGGGGACAGUAACGCUGGAGGACGCUGGAGACCUGGAGAAUCCGUUGAGGGACACCGCCUGAGGGUGGUGACACUGGUGGAACACCCGUUUGUCUUCACACGGGAGGUGGAUGAGGACGGAUUGUGUCCAGCUGGUCAGCUCUGUCUGGACCCCAGAACCAACCGGUCCGAUAUAAUCCAGAGCCACUUCAACCAGCUGCACAACACUAACACUACAAUUGCAGACUGGGAGGGGAAUGACCUACCGGAGGACCUGAGAAAGUGCUGCUACGGGUACUGCAUCGACUUGUUGGAGAAACUGGCAGAGGACAUGGGUUUCACCUUUGACCUUUAUAUUGUGGGAGACGGGAAGUACGGAGCAUUGAGCGGGACGGGACGCUGGACGGGGCUGGUCGGGGACCUGCUGAGUGGAACCGCAGACAUGGCCGUCAGCUCUUUCUCCAUCAACUCUGCCAGGAGCAGAGUCAUCGACUUCACCUCCCCCUUCUACUCCACCAGCCUGGGCAUUCUGGUUCGUAGCCGGGACACUGCAGCCCCAAUCGGAGCCUUCAUGUGGCCUCUCCACUGGUCCAUGUGGGUGGGUAUUUUUGUCACGCUGCAUCUCACCGCGCUCUUCCUCACCUUGUACGAGUGGAACAGCCCCUUCGGCAUGACACCACAUGGCAGGAACAGGCUGCGCGUGUUCUCCUACUCCUCCGCCCUCAAUCUCUGCUACGCCAUACUGUUUGGACGUACUGUCGCCACCAAGACUCCUAAAUGCUGGACCGGGCGUUUCCUGAUGAACCUUUGGGCCAUCUUCUGCCUACUGGUGCUGUCCAGCUACACUGCCAACCUAGCUGCGGUCAUGGUCGGGGAGAAGACCUUCGAGCAGGUGUCAGGGAUUCAUGACGACAAGCUGCACCAUCCGUCCCUGGGCUUCCGCUUCGGGACUGUGAGGGAGAGCAGCGCUGAGGAUUACAUGAAGAAGAGCUUUCCGGAGAUGCACGACUACAUGAGACGCUUCAACCAGCCCACCACCCCAGAAGGCGUACAUAUGUUGAAGACAGAUCCUCCUGCCCUGGAUGCGUUCAUCAUGGACAAAGCCCUGUUGGACUUUGAGGUCUCUAUCGACGCCGAGUGCAAACUGCUAACUGUGGGGAAGCCUUUCGCGAUUGAAGGCUACGGUAUCGGCCUGCCCCAGGGCUCUCCUUUAACCCGUAAUGUGUCAGAGUUUGUGAGUCGCUACAAGUCUGACGGCUUCAUGGACAUGCUACAUGACAAAUGGUAUAAGGUGGUACCCUGCGGGAAGCGAGUCUUUGCCGUCACUGAGACUCUACAGAUGGGGAUCCAGCACUUUUCAGGCCUGUUUGUGCUGCUGUGUAUGGGCGUGUGUGGAGCCUUGCUGACCUUGGCAGGUGAACACACCUUCUAUCACCUGGUCAUCCCCCACCUCCGACGCAAACACACUCUGCAGUACUGGCUGCACACCAGCCAGAAGAUUCACAGAGCCCUCCACACCACAUACGAGGAUGUUGGGAAGGAGCUGACCGACCUUGACCAAAACCCCUCCUCUUGUAUCUCAGAGAACUGCACCCUACACAGGAAGCAUCAUCAGCCUUCUCCCCCAUCUCCUCCCACAUCCCUCCCUGCUUCCACCACAGCUGGAGACACCUGCAACUCCUCGCCAACCAAUGAGCCCAAGGAGAAACGUGUGCACUUUGACCUGGAAACCCUGCACAGCUACCGCCUGCGCACACACACCGCCUCAGUGCGCGGCAGGCCCGGGAUGGUCGGCCGUCCUGGGCUCGGCUUAGGAGGGUGGGGGAUGGGCACCCUGGGAGGUUUUACAUCCCCUCCGCAGAUUAGCCUCCAUGCCAACGGGGGGCCUGUCUCUUCACUGGCUUCCACGGGCUUGGUGCUCUCUCCCCUGGGGAGCAGGGCUGCUCAGACGAGCCUGUGGGAGGGGGAGCUCCAGGACCUGCAGGGGAAGAUCGAGACGUUCCGCACUCAGCUGAGAGACGCUCUGGCCAGGAGAGCAGAGAUCCAGAGCAGCCUGGAGAGAGAGAGGAGCGGACUUGUACGCAGGGAUACCAGUCUGGAGAGGGAAAGGGACAGACAGAGGAUACAAACUAUUAACACAGACAGAAGUAGCUCCACUCAGCCCAAACUCCCUGAGAGAGACAGGACCAGCCAAUUGCAAACCCUGAAUAAUCAACAGACAGGGAGGGCUAACCAAUCAGGCGGUCCUGUCCCUCUGGAGCCCGAGAGAAGCAGCCAAUUAAACACAGUUAACAGUUUGGACAGAGGGAGAGCCAACCAGAUACGCGCUGUUAAUACUUUGACGGGAGAAAGGACUGUCCAAUCACGUACUUCCACCAGUUUGGAGCGAAGUCGAGUCAACCAACCAGGUGCUGGAAACAUAGCUGUCCAAUCACGGAACACUUCUAGCCUGGACAGACAGAUGGUGAACCUAUCACGCACUCUGAGCGCUUUGGAGAGGACAAAAGCCAACCAAUCGAGCGUAAGCAGCGGGACUUGAUUUUCUUUCUGAAGCCGCUGGUGUGUCGUAGUGCAGUUGGUACUUGCAAAGCCGUGGGAAGAUGGCUUUGUUGGAAUGGGUCAAGUUUAGGGGAUCCUUGCAGAAAAUGACAGCAUAUGUUAGCUCACACCAUUACUUACUGAAACCUAAUAUUUUCACCGUCCACACUCGCUUAAAAUUACAACUAAAACACUUUAACUGCAAUCAAAGAACUAGUAACAAAUCUACAUUGUCCAUGAAAUCAUAAACAGGCAAUGCAAUCUAGUGGAAUGAAAGCCAAUAUAAUUUCAGCAAAAUCUCAGUAUACUUUCAGAAGAACCGGAUCAGAAAAACUGGGAUUAGCCGCCGACUACAUGGGUAAUCUGGCUCUGCUAAAUCCACUGAGGACCCAGUGGGAGAAACCAAUCAACAGCUGAAUACAAAUAUGGCCCAUUACACUGGUUAAAGAGGCCGACAAGCACAAGAGCAUAGAAACAUCUAAAUUAACCCAAUCUAGAAAGAAGAAAACACAAACGAAACUAUUUGUUGACCCAGAUGUUGAAUGUGCAUUUUCAGAGAGUGAGUAGCAGGAGAUGAAGAAUAUAUUUCAAGUAAUUCAAGUAAUAAUUUCCCAAAAAUGUGAACGAUAAAGGAAGAAACUGUGAAGAAAGAGUGGAACAGCCCUAAAUAAUGCAUCUAAAAUACCUUGUAUACCCGCCAUCAAAACUACAACACUAUUUCAAAAAACAGAUAUUUUUAUAGCUAAAUCUCACCCUCGUAAAAUGCGUCAAAACUAAAAAGGUUGUUUUGCAAACUGAGCCGUCACCAAUCAGACACUUUGAGAUGGUAAUUUUCCUCUGUGAUUUCAUGGGCCCUGGAUAAAACAGGAUACUAAGGCAGGACAAUGCACAAUAAUGGAGAACGGUCUGUUCUACCGUCUGCGUUUGAAUGGAUUCAUACCAUUUAGAUCCAAAUACACACCUUAAACGCACUUUAUGGGUUUAGUAAAUCAAGGUAACAUGUCAUUUAAAUAGUUUUGUCCACAUUGUUGCCUUGUGUUGUUAUGGGUAAAACAUAGGUCAACAAAUGCCUCUUCACAUACAGUAUCUCGCAAAGGGUAACUGCUGUGUUACGUAUAGUAUUAACUAGUAAUGAGGGGUAUAACUCAGCUUGUGAAAACAGUAGUUCUGUAGCCUUCUGUGUCUCUGAAAUGAGCUUUAAGUCUGAGAAAAUGACCUCUGAUGACAAAUAAUCAUUUGGAGAACACACCUUUUUAAGAACUUUAAGUAUAAAGGUCGUGAGGUAAAUUGGGUUUCGCCUCCUCCACAUCAAGUGUAAUAAAAAGACGCUAUUGGGAAAUGUAGGAUCCAGCGUUUUUGACCCAUCUUAUAAUAAAUGUCAAGUCUCUUGUUAGUCCAACAACUUCAUGGAAGGAGAAUACUAAAUCACUGCCGUACCCCUUUAAUUAAAAUCCCAGCCCUUUCUUGUAUAGGGAGUUUUUUCUGGGUAGAAAAACGCGGCUGACCCAACUUAAUACUUGCUGGACUACAUUAACAUUUAAUGUGUCCAUCAGUAGCUGCAGCAGCAGGGGUCAGGGUUGCAAGGGUUAUUCGGGUGUCAGUGUUUCCAUUUUCCAAAGUGCUGUAGCUGACAUACUUUCAAAGAUGGUGGCUCUUUAUAUAUCUCCUUGGUAAUAACUUAACAAUCCGACGUUGUGUUCACAUGGAGCAAUUUUAAGCUACGGAAUAAAAUUACAAUCUCAAAGUAAUUACACUGAACCUUUUAAAUCAUCAAUCCAAAUCCCCCAAACAGCUCAAGACAGUUGCAUAUCUGUAUUAAGUGUCGUCAAUUUGGAAUUGAUUUGUUCAUCCUAUUCAUUACUGAAGGAACUUAUCCUGAGGCCAAUUUUACGCUCAGUCAGUGACUGUUUUGCGCAUGAAUUCACACUAAUAACAAUUGACUAGCUCCCUGCAGAUCUGAGUGAGACAUCCUGUGUUUUUUGUUUCUUUUUAUCAUUAUUAAUCAUUCAAAUAGAUGUACACUGUUUCCGCAUAAUAGUUUUUGCUUUCCUACUAAAACAAAGUGAAGUUUCAUGUCAAUGAUGAAGAGAGAAGGCUCUUCAGAGAUUGGACUCUGUCAGUUAUUCAGUCAACCACCAGGGGGCGCUGCAUCCCUGCUUCCCGCGGCUAUGGACAAUGGAGAGUUUAUGGAUUGAGGUUUAUUCCAACAAAACCACUUAAAUAAGAUGAAAAAGGUGCAUUUUGUGCUGUUUUUCCUCAUGCAACGGCAGAGGACCAUGGGAAAUAAGGCCUUUAUGAAAUCACUCCAGCACUAUACAACUAUAAUAUUGUGAUGCUCAAUCUUGUGCGAGAACACUUUUAAACAAUGUGUUGGGGAUUUCACUGGCCCACAGGUCUGAGACACAGACGCUGAUAUUAGUGAAGCAGAACUUUUAUGAUGGUACUGAUGUACAUUUAAACGUUUCAAACUUUGCUGUGGUGUGAAGUGGUUGUGUUCACAUGCCAUGGUGUCUAUGAGGAAAAAUAUAUAUAUUUUAAGUCUUUAAAAGAGAAAGAGCUUGUGGUACUUGAUAUUUAAACAAAUACUUUUAAAUUAACCCCUUAUAAAAAAAAAUUGUAUCAGCAUAUUAUUGAAUUUUAUCAUAAUGAUCAUUCUCAUGUUUUGAAAUAAAACAUU
Molecule: messenger RNA, 6959 nt
Organism: Cottoperca gobio
Lineage: Eukaryota; Metazoa; Chordata; Actinopteri; Perciformes; Bovichtidae
Product: glutamate receptor ionotropic, NMDA 3B-like
Exons: 12
Coding region: 273-4283 (1336 amino acids)
Biological process (GO): monoatomic ion transport
Cellular component (GO): membrane
Molecular function (GO): ligand-gated monoatomic ion channel activity; signaling receptor activity
Source: RefSeq, a predicted model, not a curated record